GCAGAGUUUCGGGAGACCCGGGCAGCGCAGGAUUUCUUCGCCACCUGCCGGAGCCCCAAACUGUGCUGUGAGCUGACGCUGCAGCCGCUCAGACGAUUCCCGCUGGAUGCUGCCAUCAUCUUCUCUGACAUCUUGGUGGUGCCCCAGGCGCUGGGCAUGGAGGUUGUCAUGGUCCCCGGCAAAGGACCCACGUUCACAGAGCCCCUGAAGGAGGUGGAGGAUCUGCUGAAACUGCGACAGAAGGUGGACGUGACCGCCGAGCUGGGUUACGUCUUCCAGGCCAUCACGCUGACGCGACACUGCCUGGAGGGCAGGGUGCCGCUCAUCGGCUUCUCCGGGGCGCCCUGGACGCUCAUGUCCUACAUGAUCGAAGGCGGUGGCUCCACUACGAUGGCCAAGGCCAAGAGCUGGCUCUACCGUCACCCCGAGGCCAGCGCAGCUCUCCCCACCCUGUAUGCCCGGCAGGCGCUCCAGCUGUUUGAAUCCCACGCGGGGCACCUGGGCCCGGAGCAGUUCCAGGAUUUCGCCCUGCCUUACAUCCGAGACAUCGCCCAGACUGUCAAGAGCAAACUGAAAGAGGAGGCGCUGCCCCUGGUCCCCAUGAUCAUCUUUGCGAAGGACGCGCACUACGCGCUGCGCGACCUGGCCCGUGCCGGUUACGAGGUGGUCGGACUCGACUGGACCAUCCGGCCCCAGGAAGCUCGCGCACAGACGGGGAAAGGUGUCACCCUGCAAGGGAACCUGGAUCCCUGCGCUCUCUAUGCACCCAAG
Molecule: messenger RNA, 771 nt
Organism: Eurypyga helias (sunbittern)
Lineage: Eukaryota; Metazoa; Chordata; Aves; Eurypygiformes; Eurypygidae
Gene: UROD
Product: uroporphyrinogen decarboxylase
Exons: 7
Biological process (GO): heme biosynthetic process
Cellular component (GO): cytosol
Molecular function (GO): uroporphyrinogen decarboxylase activity
Source: RefSeq, a predicted model, not a curated record